AUGGCAUUUAAUCUGUUACCGCUUUGCCAUGCAGAAAGCAGACCUGUCUCCGGACCCGAGUCCCACCUUCGGCGUCUCCGGAGACCCCGCAAAGACGGCAAGUCGAAAUCAUCCCCACCGGGUUGUGUCGAGAGACGGCUCAAGUUCGAUGUGGUUGAGAACUUGAGCCCUGGCGGAACCAUCUCAAGGACUGUCGACGACCCCCGGUCCACCGCGCACAGGUAUCUUUCCCUGGCCUCCAAUACUCUGUGCUCUCAGUUUGAAGUGGCUUCCCUCAAUUUCUUAUGUCUCUCUAUAUUCCUUUGCCUCGAAUACUGUGCGCCGACAAAGUUGAACUCUCCUGUUGACAAAUGUCCUGUCACGGGAAUGUGCAGAAUGAGGCGACUGAUCAUCACUUCAGGAUUAUUGAUCUGCGAUGCAUCCACUUUGACCUUGCGAUCUGAGCCCCUGAGCCCCCGAGCCCCCGAACCCCUGAUCUUCCCGAAACUACAGAAAUUGCCGGUAGUUGCCCCGGUGCAUCGCGUGUCUCUCAACUUCACAGCAGAGCUGGACCUGGAUCUCCGAUCGAUCUCCUGGGCCGCAGCGAAAAGAUCAGAUGGCCGGACUCUCGAAGGCAAGCGGGCCUUUAGCCCUGCUGCCGACAUGGAGGCUCCAGAAUCCAGACCAUCAGGCUUUCUCUUCUUCUCACAGACACAUGAUUCCAAGGCCAAUGCUGCUCAGAAGCUCGAAGAAGAGAUUCUCAGGUCACGUCAAGCUGGAUCACUCGUCGGAACCGGAAAAGACUACAGCGAGCAAGUGCCUCCCCAACCUCUUCAGCAAGAUCCAAGAAACGUUGGCCAACGGUUUCGCCUGAAAGUCGGCUUCUACACCGAUGUAGGCUCCCGGCGCAGCUUCCAGAUGCAGUACCUUCAAGGGCCUGGGCCCAUGCUCCCUACCAACACUUUCGAAGACGGCCGACAUGAGACGUUCCGUUCCGCCAGUCCCUGGCUGGAGAUAUUGACGGAGCUAGAAGGACGCGUGGCCGAGGCUGGACUCCCGGGCCCUGGUCUGAUAGCAAACGAUGGAAUUGCCGGUAUUCACACAUCAUGCAACGUGCUCGACUCCUCAUAUGAACACAGCCCCCUUCUGCGCCUCGAUAGCGAAAGAGACGAGCCCGAGCACGAAGAGUGGAUUCCGGGCUGUGGUAGAUGUACGCGGGCGGCGGACCUUAGUCGAGGUGAGAUGACACUCGACGCAUACUUUCGGAUGCUGAGAGUCGGGCGUCCUGCUGAUAUUAACCUAUGCAUGAUGAUGAGUUUGGGGGGCUAUGAGUCGGGACAGAGUGGGAAGUUUGAAUCGUUGAAGACCACGGGAAUCGAGGGACAGGAGAUGACGUCCAAGGUCGCUCGGCCCUGA
This is a messenger RNA of Sodiomyces alkalinus F11, 1395 nucleotides long. RefSeq lists its product as hypothetical. The coding region runs from base 1 to 1395 and encodes 464 amino acids. NCBI's taxonomy places the organism in Eukaryota, Fungi, Ascomycota, Sordariomycetes, Glomerellales, Plectosphaerellaceae. The transcript has 10 exons. The record is from RefSeq and is a predicted model, not a curated record.